Molecule: messenger RNA, 1672 nt
Organism: Tribolium madens (black flour beetle)
Lineage: Eukaryota; Metazoa; Arthropoda; Insecta; Coleoptera; Tenebrionidae
Product: senecionine N-oxygenase-like
Exons: 8
Coding region: 450-1655 (401 amino acids)
Molecular function (GO): flavin adenine dinucleotide binding; N,N-dimethylaniline monooxygenase activity; NADP binding
Source: RefSeq, a predicted model, not a curated record
CUUGACAACACUGAACACAACAAUGUGUGGAAAUGUGUGUAAAAAGACUGUAAGGGCAGUAGUUAAUUGCAAUGUAUUGAGAAAUUAAAGGCUGAUGUUUUUCUACAGAAAACAUCUGACAUAGUUUGAAGGAGAUUACAAUUUUUGGUAUAUUUGCUUGCAAGUUUGUUGGACUUUUUAAACACUAUGUAUUUUUAACUUAGUCGUAAUAACUAUGAAAGAUCUGCUCAUUUGUGAAAACAACGUUGGCUAUAACGAUUUAAGGAAACAACAAAUACAUUUAUUUCUUGUAAUUUUUGGCUAGUAUAAAGAAUAUAGAUGAUUGUGCUUGUAAAAAAUUUAAAGAUAUGUAGCAAACUUUUUAACUUGACAUCAAGGUGCAUAAUUACUUUUGGCUAAAAAUGGCUAUCAAAUAAUAUGUGUGAUUAAAAAUAACCUUCUGUAGCACAAUGAAAGUUGCUAUUAUCGGUGCAGGAAAGGCAGGGUUGUGCGCUGGAAGACACUGUUUAAAAGAAAACAUUGCUUUUGAUAUUCUUGAACAAACUGGUAAUUUGGGAGGAACGUGGAUCUAUACAGAUCUAGUUGGUUGCGAUGAAAACGGCGUUCCAAUUCAUACUUCUAUGUACAAAGGUCUAAGAACGAACUUGCCGAAUGAACUGAUGGCCUUUGAGGAUUUCCCGUAUCCAAAACAAAAUCGAUCUUAUUUACUACAAGAAGAAGUUCUAGAUUACAUUAGAAGUUAUUCGGAUAAAUUCCACAUCAAUCCUCAUAUCAAAUACUUUAAACGCGUGAUCUGCGUUGAACGUCAAAAUUUUUUAUGGUCUGUUCAUUACGAAGAUGUUAAAAUAAGAGAGGAAAAAACAGAGCAUUACGAUGCAGUUAUUAUUUGCAAUGGUCACUACAGUGAUCCCUUCAUUCCCGAUAUUCCAGGAGUAAAAAGUUUUUUAGGAAGAAUUAUACACAGUCAUGAAUACAGAUCACCUGAACCUUAUAACAACAAAAGAGUGUUGAUUGUAGGUGCAGGUCCUUCAGGAUUAGACAUUUCGCGACAAAUUGCGAACGUGGCUUCAAAGGUAUUCCUGAGUCAUAGAGCGAAAAGUGUUCUAUCAGUUCCUGAUACCUUCUAUCAGAAGUGCUUAGUAAAAGAAUUUUUAGAUAACAGGGCAAUUUUUGAGGAUGACACGUGCGAGGAAAUUGAUGAAGUUUUAUUCUGCACUGGUUAUAAUUACAAUUUUCCUUUUUUAUCCAGCUCCUGCGGAGUCAAAAUUAUCAACAAUUACGUCCAUCCGUUGUAUAAACAAAUUAUUAGUAUAGAAAAUCCUACGUUAGCUUUUAUUGGGAUUCCACUUAAAGCGGCGCCUUGCCCAUUGUUUGAUAUCCAGGUUAGAUUUUUUUUAGCGACACUGACUGGUCAUUUCAAACUACCAAAAAAAGAAGAUAUGCUUAAGAACUUACUCGAAGAAGAAAAGCGUAAACCUGGUGCACCUAGUUCAAAAUACCAUGAACUCGGUGGAGCACAAGGAAGUUAUUUCGAUAACUUAGCUGAAAUAGCAAAGAUAAAGAAGGUACCUCCAGCGAUACAAAAAUUGUACCUUAAGGUUAUCAGAGACCGAAAUUUGAACAACGGCUUUAAAACCAUCGAUGACCACAAUUAGACACCAAAAUUAAAUAA